Molecule: messenger RNA, 606 nt
Organism: Suillus fuscotomentosus
Lineage: Eukaryota; Fungi; Basidiomycota; Agaricomycetes; Boletales; Suillaceae
Exons: 1
Coding region: 198-521 (107 amino acids)
Source: RefSeq, a predicted model, not a curated record
CCCGUUGUGGCCACUGCGACACAAAUUGAGCUAUCAGUUAUCUAUUAAUACAUGUCUGUAGGUUCAGACAAUCCGGCGUUAAACGGGAAGUCUACAAGCCAUUCUUCAAAAGACGUCCACCAUUAUCUUUGGAGGAGCCUUGACGCACAAAAGCCACCCUUCCACAUCUCCGAUAACGCGCUCCAGGGUCCCCACAAAUGAGUAGAAUAGGGAAAUACCUCUUUAAAGUUCCGCAGUUCAGUACUUUCCGCUCUGUUUUUCUCGUCACGACUUGCGCUCUUACCCUGGUACUCCAGCUACGUCUAUGCAGUCCUGAAUCAUGGCAUGAGACGUCUAAUACCAUGCUGGUUUCCGUAUCUCUUUCGACCGUUGGCCGGGACAUUGAAAUUCAAGAAGAUCAGCUUCAGUGGCUGGUUUCUGCAUGCCUAUCCGAGUUCGGUGUGUAUAUCCACUCAUGUACACUGACCUCUCACCAAUUGUACAAUAGCAAGGGGUCUUGCGAUGUAUGCAUCAGUAUGUGAUGCACCUGAACGCCAUGUCCACAACAUUCGGAUAUUUCGAUGAGUCCUACUCCGUCGCAAUCCGUGUUUCUCGAGGCAGCUGUAU